Messenger RNA from Eurytemora carolleeae, 1716 nucleotides. RefSeq lists its product as uncharacterized. Gene Ontology annotation, molecular function: lipid binding. Bases 28 to 1560 code for a protein of 510 amino acids. NCBI's taxonomy places the organism in Eukaryota, Metazoa, Arthropoda, Copepoda, Calanoida, Temoridae. Gene Ontology annotation, cellular component: endoplasmic reticulum. The record is from RefSeq and is a predicted model, not a curated record. The transcript has 10 exons.
UUCUCAGGUUUCAGAGAUAAAUGAUGAAUGAGAGGAAUGAGUGUACUGAGAUCAGCCCGACUUCAACAAGCUGUCCCUGGGUUUAAACAGCGGAGUAACGAUAUUCUCUUUAUACCAGGAGUUGAACCUGUUCAGGGCACUGUAGUUUUCUUCCCGGGAGAUGUUCAAGAUCUGAACUCUGCACAGUGUGAGCACAGGGAUAACAGGAUAUAUCUGUCCUGGAACCUAGAGAAUACAACAGAACUUCUCAGCAGGUCUUUCCCACAUGAACAUAUUGUAACUAUCAGAAAGAAACCUGCUUUACAGUGUUGGGUGAACCUUCUUCAAGCUCCGUAUCCGAGUGAUCUACUUGAUCCGGAGAACUUGAAAGAAACCCGUAGUGCCCGUCUGACUGUGGAUAGGAACCAUCUCACCCUAGAACUACCAGAUAAAAACAUUGACAGAAAGAUGAGCAAAGAGUCUAAGGUUCCAGAGGAUCUCAACUUCUACACUCUUAAAACUGUUCUGGAUCUCACCUUCUCCAGGGUUCAGUUCCAAACUGAUCCGCAGUCUGAGAAGGUUCGGUUCGGGGUCGAGGUUCCCAUCAAGAUUUACAACGUGUGCAGCGACGGACGGGAGUAUCUAGAGUCCGUAUUCUACGCCAGGGGUAGCAGGGAGAAGGAGAUUAUUGUAAACGCGCUUAAAGAUGGAUCUCAUUAUAUUGAAGAUGUUAAAACCAAGAAUUCCCAAGGUGAGAAUGAUCUGAAUCAGUUUGAACGAGAUGCUUGGUUUCAUGAAUUCUCCGUCCAGUGUAUCUAUCAGCACUGUAACAUGGAGACGGAGAGGGGGAACUAUGAGAACGAGGGGUUCAGGUUGGCGGAGAUAUCAAACCAGCCAAACAAGUUUCUAAAUGCUUUCUUUAGCAGAGCAUUUUUCGAUAUUAGAGACUCGGCGCGUCUUCUUGAGUAUCUUAGAGAGAAGAUCCAUAAAAAGUUGAAAAACGUCAAGAUUCUUCGAUUUUUCCCUGAUUUUGAUAUAUCUACCCCCACCCUAAGCAAACAGUCUCCGGAAAUAAUAUCAAUAUCAAAACCUGAAGAUUCAGUUCGUGGUGUCUGGUUCUCGAUUGAGUUGAUCUCAUCAGGGUUAACGUCAGGAUAUUUUUAUCCUGUUAGAGACGGACUUGAGGAGAAACCGAACCAGGCGCAAAGCUCUCUAAUUAAAACCUUCUUAGCGGAGCUUAGGUAUCGAAUACUGAGAACUAUCUCAUUUCGUGUCGAGCUUCAUUACCUGCGUGGAGAGAUGAUAAUUAAUUUACCGAAUGCGUCUGAUCGUAUCUGGUGUUGCUUCAAACAGGUUCCAGAGUUCAAGCUCAACAUAAUUCCUAUAUUUUGCGGAGAAGAUCUGAUUGAAGACUCUUCAGCGUUCCAUCAACUCAUCUAUAGAAUAAUUCAGGUUCUUGAGUCCAGAGUUACAACCUUGUUGUUGAAGAAUCUGGUUUAUCCCAACUUCGAAGAUAUUCCUGUCAAGUUUAUGGAAAGUCUGCCCAUCACUAAUAUCACCGAAGUCAGCCCAGAAGCCUGAUAUCUAAAUGCAUUAAUGUUUAUCUAAAUUUCAGUAAUAUGAUAUUGUCUGUUUAUUUUGAAAAAUUUGUGAUUAUUACAUGGUAAAAUUUUGUGAUAAUAAGAUAAAUGUUUUUAAACGUUUUCAAAGCUUUGAUAUAAUCUUUUAUGUUUUCAG